Camponotus floridanus (Florida carpenter ant) is the source of this 2301-nucleotide messenger RNA. RefSeq names its product putative phospholipase B-like lamina ancestor (gene lama). Bases 326 to 1963 code for a protein of 545 amino acids. Gene Ontology annotation, biological process: phospholipid catabolic process. The record is from RefSeq and is a predicted model, not a curated record. Gene Ontology annotation, cellular component: extracellular region. Gene Ontology annotation, molecular function: glycerophospholipase activity. The transcript is spliced from 7 exons. NCBI's taxonomy places the organism in Eukaryota, Metazoa, Arthropoda, Insecta, Hymenoptera, Formicidae.
GACCAGCUGGCGGCGAGUCAGUCGGUAUAGACCAACGUUCACGCUUGGAUUGGAGUAUCGGAGCAACCAGUCCAGGAACAUAUACAUAUAUGUAUGAGGAAUGUAAUCUGUGUCCGAUGACCCAUUCAUUACCUGUAUACGACGCGCUGCAAUUUACAAACUGCCAAAUUUCAUCCAGGUCGCCGGAAAAGAAGCUGUAGGCGAUCCUUGAGAAGAAGCACCAUUGAAAACCUGCGGCAGAUCAGGCGUCGGUAAUCGAUGGGUUGAUAACGUUCUUUGUGCCAUUCUCUUUUCGUUAUCAGGGUGUGUAGCUUACCUAUGAGCCAUGCUGAAGGUGGUUGGAGCCUCGUGGUUGCAGACUCGCAUCUCCACCUACAUCCUCGUGGCCGUUGCUCUCAUCGGCAUCGGCGCGAUCAUCCUUGGCGAAUUUGACUUUUUACAUGUUGAAAAAGAUGGAAUCUACUCGGCUACCGUAUCAUGGAAUCACAAGGGAGGAUGUCAUAUCGAAUUUUGGGGUCAAGGCAACGACCUCGCCAAUGUGAAACUGAAUGUCGCCCGUGCGUAUUAUAAGACCAGCAUCUUUGAAUCUGGAUGGUCCAUCAUCGAAAUAGAAACAUCAUCCAAAUAUCCGGAUGACGUGCAAGCUUACGCGGCUGGUUUAUUAGAGGGUAGUCUAACAUGGCAAUUGAUCUAUCAUCAUUGGUACAAUACUGUCAACACCGUUUGCGAGAAAUGGGCUGCGGAAUGUUGGGAAUUGAUGAAUUUCUUUCGCGAAAAUACUGCCAUUGUUCGCAAACGUGCCGAACACUUGGCAGCCACAGAUCCAUUUUGGCACAUGGUACGAUUAUUUUAUAUUCAAUUGGACGGCUUAGAGGCUGGCUGGAAAUACGCGGUUCGUCGUAGUCGGCAAACAGUAGAAAUAAACACGGAUCAUUUCCUCUGGCUGGCAAUAGCUGCAGAUCUACCGGAUCUCGAGCAAAUGGUGAAGAAUUUUAAUUCUCAAAGUAACUGCAUUAAAGGCAUGAUUUUCCUUAAAAGUCUACCUCGCGAAGGAAUGGAGCCGUUGAUAGCUAUUGGACAUAGCACUAUUGCACCAUAUGCUAAAAUGCUGAGACUGCUAAAGAAGUACACUUUUGGUUAUCACCUAUUGCCAAAAACUUCCGACCAGGUACUUCUCCCGGUACCAGGCAGAUCCGUUAUAAUGUCAUCUUAUCCUGGUGCUCUAUCGUCCCAUGACGAGUUUUAUGUAAUUCAAGGUCAGAAUCAUGAAUUGAUUGUUGCCGGAAUUCCGUGGGUAAACGCUAACCGCAGUUUGUGGAAUUUUACAAAUGCAAAAGAUCAGGUGAUGUCAUCCGUGAGAGUAAUGACGGCGAAUCGUUUGAAGACUAACGGGCAACACUGGUUUGAUAGCAUAUCGAAGCAAAAUAAUGUCAGUAUAGAACGACAAUGGGUCAUUUUAGAACCGCGUUUUGGUACGAUUUUGCUUAUCAAGCCGGGAAUCACUCGUAAGACGCAAAUCAACAAACAAUUUGCUGGCAGCUUUUGGAUUACCGAAGAAAUUCGUUUGUACAAAAACAAUGAAACUAAUAGAAAUUCUUAUGAUACGGUAAAAAACGACCUGCUCGCGAAAUUGCAAGCUAACGUCACUACAAUGGAACAAUUUAUGAGAUUAAUGCGAGGAUACAAUCACGAGACAUCUAUCAUCAAAAACGAGGAACAAGCGCAAAUUUUGACUUACAGAGGAGAUCUAGAGAAAGUAGCUCUACCAUUUGGUGUGAUUGAUGCGAAGAUUGUGCUGGCCGACAUCAAUGGUAUAGAGACUUUUGAAGCCAUUUCUGGACCGAGCACAUUAGGCUCCAAGCAGCCGUUCCAAUGGUCGAAGACUUUUCCCAACGUCUCGCAUGUCGGCCAGCCCGAUAUCUUCAAUUUUGAUAGCGUUACUCCUCUGUGGGUUUGGCUUUGAAUGAUUUAUUUUCAAAAGUAAUAUUUGAUGAAAUACUUUAACAAUAGAAUUUAUCAGAUGAAAUCUGUAAUUUGAACAAGUUUUGAAACAAAUUCAAUAUGAAGUCUUUAAUUUGGAUAGCUUUUAAAAGGGGCAAAUUUGAUAUAAUUAUUAUAAAACAAUGUCUAUAAUAUUGGACAACAAAAUACAACAAAUAUAUCUGAAACACGUAUAAAUUAAUACGUACGCAUGUUAUAUGCGUAUUUUAAUUUUAUAAAAAAAAUAAAAUUAGAAAUAAACAGGAAAAACAAUUAAGACAAUGUUUACUUUCUUAAAUCAUCGAUUCAUCUAUAAUAAUU